UAACUUCAUUCAAUGUACCAAGCUCACUCCAAACAUUUGCCCAUUUAUUCUCUAUUAAAAAAACAACAACAAACGAACAAAUAUCCCAGCACAAACACGCGCACAGACCGCAAGGCCCCUUGAAUCAACUACCGCUCACAUGAGGGCGCUCUAAGGAUCGGAUCCAGUUAAGGCGGAUAAUAGUCGCGAAGGCAGAUCUGAAUGUUUAUCGACAUUUCAUUAUGUUGGAAAUCUACCUUCUAUAGAUACAUCUCUAGUCUAGUUACUAGAAUACUAGAUUAAGGUUAAGUAUAGAGUCUAGUCUAUCAUAGUCUAUGAAUUAAGAAUGACUACUGAAAAUCCUCCUCCUGCAAACACCAGCAAUCCUUGGCGCAGGGCCUUAAGAACAUCUAUCGCCGCAUUGCUAGUUGAGGCUGGCUAUCAGUGUGCAGAAAAUCUGGCUAUCGAGACACUUAUUGAGAUGACUCAAGCAUAUAUAUGGGAGGCUGGUCGCAGUGCAAGUUCAUUUGCUGAAUUGGCUGGACGAACCCAUGUGAUGCCAAGCGACGUUGUGUUAGCCCUGGUUGAAAUGGGUUUAGAUUUUACUGCGAUUCCUAAUUAUGCAAAACGAGAAAAUAAAACAGUAUUUCUUCCUCCUGCCCAAACAGCAAUUACAGCAACUUCUAAGAUUCUACAAGUUGGGGAGAAAAAAAAGCACCCUACCCAUAUUCCAGACCACUUACCAUCUUUCCCAGAUCCCCACACAUAUAUUAAAACACCAUGUUAUAAGCAGCCGGCUAAUGAGUACCAGUUGGUCAGAGAGAAGGCUGCCACACAAAAACGAGAUGUGGAAGUGGCACUGACGCGCUUCAUUGCUAAAACUGGACCAACCCAUUCCCUGUUCCGAGACGACAAGUCAGCAUUUCCUUUAAUAGCAUGCAAACCCACACCUCUGCCCUACCUGUCAGCACUUCUACCUAUGGACAUUGAGGCGUCCAGUCAAGACAGCUCAGACCUAGUGCCUAACCAGAAUCUACAUCAUGCUUCAAAUCAGAUGGGCAUUCAUGACAUUGGUGGUAGUGAAACAGCAGCAGAUAGCGACACCAUAGAUAACCCAUACCUUAUACCAGCAAAAAUAGCCAAGAAAAAAUGGAGAUAGUAAUAUUUGCAAUAAAAAAUGUCUGUGUAUAUAUAUAAAUAUAUGUAAUGUAUAUUUUUCUUUUACUCUUUACAUGUAAA
Messenger RNA from Biomphalaria glabrata, 1218 nucleotides. Its product is annotated as transcription initiation factor TFIID subunit 8-like. Lineage: Eukaryota; Metazoa; Mollusca; Gastropoda; Planorbidae. Bases 326 to 1138 code for a protein of 270 amino acids. The transcript is spliced from 7 exons. Gene Ontology annotation, molecular function: protein heterodimerization activity. Gene Ontology annotation, biological process: transcription initiation at RNA polymerase II promoter. The record is from RefSeq and is a predicted model, not a curated record. Gene Ontology annotation, cellular component: transcription factor TFIID complex.